Bicyclus anynana (squinting bush brown) is the source of this 1056-nucleotide messenger RNA. RefSeq lists its product as uncharacterized. The transcript has 5 exons. The record is from RefSeq and is a predicted model, not a curated record. The coding region runs from base 134 to 880 and encodes 248 amino acids. Lineage: Eukaryota; Metazoa; Arthropoda; Insecta; Lepidoptera; Nymphalidae.
GAGAUCCGAGGAAAGGACCAGUUGCCAGUGUUAGCUUGGCUCUGGUGUCGUCCGCCUCGCUACGCCAUACAAACCUGUAUCACUUCACGCAUUUAUUAAAUUAAGCAUUAAUUUAAUCAUACAGUGUCACGACAUGUCCCUUAAAUUGACACUUGGUUUGUUCGUGGCGUACUUCGCCCUAGCAAACGGUGCCAGCAUUUUAGACUACCUGGACUGGGAAGGCGGCAAGAAGCUGAUAGAUGUACCAGAGCUCCGCAAUGACCAGCCGAACAGAAACUGCCUGUGCAAAGGGCCUGCGUGCGUGUGUUGCGUUGAUUUUAACAUCACAUUCGUAGAUCUCGGUGGACCUGGUUGUGUCCAUAUGAAAUAUGUAUCUCCGGAAGAAGGAUUUUCGGUGAACGUGUCUUACGGCAAAAAUCUUCUUCAUUCUUCAAAAAUACAGGGUGCCAAUCCAGCACCAAUAUGCUUGGAAGUCUUCGGGAAGUUUGCUCAGGUAUGCGCCAAGUUCAAUGACCUCGCCCCCACUGCUGAUGGACUUCGUGGCUGUCUUGAACUUGAACCAAGGCUGCUUGGAGAGUCGCAGUUGGAGUUCCCGAUCGGAUGUUUCAAGUCUACUGCUGGUGGAAUGGAAAUGGAAGAUCCUCCCGCGGAACCAGAAGAGACAACAGAAGAAAACACAACCGAAGAAAGCACAUUUGAUGUUGGAUUUCUAACGGAUUUAGUAAUAACCGCAGAAAAGGGUAUCGCUUUCUUGAGCAAUUUCCUCGAUAUACCCACGAAAAAAAAUGAAACUACGACGAUCACACCUAUUACCAGUACAUCACAAGAAAACGCACAAAGGAGAGCUCCAAAAAACAUUAAACACCCCAACCAGUUGUGAUAACCCUACCCUAAGACUAGACCUAAGUACAAAAAGGCAUUUCGUAGUUAAGCUAUUGCUUGCCAUCGUGUAAAGCUUUCUUUAAAAAAGUAAGCGCUUUAUCUUCUCCUAUUUAUUUGCUUUAAUAAUUAUAAUUGUAGUUUUACUCUUAAGUGAUGAGAAAUAAAAUAAAUUGU